CGUGCUGGGCCAUCAAGAGAAGAGCCUCACUAGAGCCACACGACCGGAGUCGGGUGGCUUUGUCGCCGGUGGAGCACCCUGGGACUUGUAGUGCCGGAGAUGGAACCCGCUACGCCGCUAGCCCUGCCUCUGGAUCCGGCUGAAGUGUUUGAGGCCCUGCAGCAACUGCACAUGACUGUCUUUUCCCAGAGCGUCUCACCCUGUGGGAAGUUCCUGGCAGCUGGCAACAAUUAUGGGCAGAUUGCCAUCUUCAGUUUGUCUGCUGCCUUGAGUUCAGAGGCCAAAGAAGAAAGCAAGAAACCCAUGGUGACCUUCCAUGCCCAUGAUGGGCCUGUCUACAGCAUGGUCUCCACAGAUCGUCAUCUGCUCAGUGCUGGGGACGGAGAGGUGAAGGGCUGGCUUUGGGCAGAAAUCCUCAAGAAGGGCUGUAAGGAACUGUGGCGUCGUCAGCCUCCAUACAGGACCAGCCUGGAAGUACCUGAGAUAAAUGCCUUGCUGCUCAUCCCCAAGGAGAAUUCCCUAAUUCUAGCAGGGGGAGAUUGUCAGCUGCACUCAAUGGACUUGGAAACUGGGACCUUCACAAGGGCCCUCCGGGGCCACACAGAUUAUAUCCAUUGCCUGGCACUUCGGGAACGAAGCCCUGAGGUGCUAUCUGGUGGGGAGGAUGGAGCUGUGCGGCUUUGGGAUCUCCGCACAGCCAAAGAGGUCCAAACCAUUGAAGUCUAUAAGCAUGAGGAGUGCUCAAGGCCCCACAAUGGGCGUUGGAUUGGAUGCUUGGCCACUGACUCAGACUGGAUGGUCUGUGGAGGGGGCCCAGCCCUCACUCUCUGGCACCUCCGAUCUUCCACGCCCACCACUGUCUUCCCCAUUCGGGCACCACAGAAGCACGUCACCUUCUACCAGGACUUGAUCCUGUCAGCUGGCCAGGGGUGCUAUGUCAACCACUGGCAAUUGAGUGGGGAGCUCAAGGCUCAGGUACCUGGCUCUUCCCCAGGGCUGCUCAGCCUCAGCCUCAACCAGCAGCCAGCAGCCCCAGAGUGCAAGGUCCUGACUGCUGCAGGCAACAGCUGUCGAGUGGAUGUCUUCACCAACCUGGGGUACAGAGCCUUCUCUCUGUCCUUCUGACAUUGAUGACCUUCCAUCUUAGGGGUUAGAAGUGGGUUUUUCCUUUGUUUUUAAUAUGAGUCACAGUCUCACACUAGCUCAGGCUGGCCUGGAGCUCACUGUGUGGCCCAGCUUGGCCUCUUUGAGACUCUAGAAUGCUGGGAUUACAAAUUUUGAGCCACCACACUCACUUAAAAAAUUUUUUUUUCCCAAAGUAUAGUUUAAGGCUUUUUCUGUUUGCACUUCCUCCCUAAGAAUGAAGAACAAAUAAGUGUAGUGAUUUAUA
Messenger RNA from Nannospalax galili (Upper Galilee mountains blind mole rat), 1390 nucleotides. It is a transcript of the gene Thoc6, whose product is annotated as THO complex 6. Gene Ontology annotation, molecular function: protein binding. The coding region runs from base 100 to 1125 and encodes 341 amino acids. The transcript is spliced from 13 exons. Lineage: Eukaryota; Metazoa; Chordata; Mammalia; Rodentia; Spalacidae. Gene Ontology annotation, biological process: mRNA export from nucleus. Gene Ontology annotation, cellular component: transcription export complex; THO complex. The record is from RefSeq and is a predicted model, not a curated record.